AACCACGAACCCUCUCGUAGCCGCCCUCGUUUGUUUCCCCACCCUCUCCCCGCCGCAUCGACGCUGCAACCGAAACGCGUCGCGCCGCGCCCGGCUCCAUUUCGAACCCAAAAUUUUCAGCCGUCCCGGAAAAAUUAGCUUUCCCUCCUCGCCUCCGCCCAACCCAACAAAUCGCCUCCCCAUUUUGCUCCCACGCCGUCUCGAUUAGUCUCGCCAAUCCCCAACCAAACCGACUUUCCUCCCCCAAAAUCCCAGGUCUCCCGCCCUCACGCCCGCACCAACCGGCCGGCCACCUACCCCGCGCGAAACCCUAAUCGGCGGCCGCCUCCCUCUCCAUCCCAUGGCGGAGCAGGACGGCGCCGCGGGGCAGAGCCCACCCGUCUCCAUUCUGGGGGUCGGUGCUGAAAAUGGGGGUGAGAAUACUGAGCAGCACCAACCAUUUUUCUCCAUGUGCCAGCCGCUUCGCUCUGUUAGCUAUUCAAAAUCGUGGGAAGGCAUUUGUGCUCCUGCUUCCAAUGACCAUGAUCACAAUAGUAGCCUGAAUCCAAUGGUUGAUGAACCCAUGCUGAUUGCAUCCUUUUCUCCUGAAAACAAACAAACUCAACCUGAGAGCAUAUCUGAUCCAGUAGAUAAGGAAGUCACUUUGGUGCAAGAUGCAAUGGAGAUGGACCAAUCAAUGGAUGACUUUGGUGUGCCAGAUGGGGAAACAAAUGAGCAGGCAGAACCUAUUAGCUCAGAGCAGCCGAGUUCAAACAUUGGUAUCGAACCUUGUGACACAGAAGAUAAGCAAUUUCCUUUUUCAUUUUCUUAUAGAAGGCAACCCCAAUCUGUGGGAGCUGGUCUUAGCAAUAUGGGGAACACAUGCUUCCUAAAUGCAACUCUUCAGUGCAUCACUCAUACAGUCCCACUUUUUCUUAAGCUUUGCUCAACUGAUCAUUCCACUCCAUGCUCAUAUAACAAAGAUGGGUUCUGUUCUUUAUGUGCCCUUAAAGAGCAUGUUGACGAAUCCGUUCGAAGGUCUGGAUCUGUUAUAAUGCCAGCGAAGUUCAGAGAUAAUUUAAGAAAGUUAUCUUCAGAUUUUAGGCCAGGACAGCAAGAAGAUGCACAUGAGUUCCUACGUUGCUUGCUGGAUAACUUGCAUAAGUGCACCCUUGAUCCCGGGUCAGAGGGCAAGUCCUCAUCUUUUGAUGAAGAAAGUAUGGUUAAGCAAGUUUUUGGAGGCCAACUGAAAAGCCAGUUGUCUUGCUGCGAGUGUGGUCACAGCUCAGAGACGUUUGAGCCCUUCCUGGAUCUGAGCUUGGAGAUUGAUCAGGUUGAUCACCUUGUAGAUGCUUUGGAAUCUUUUACCAAGGUAGAGCAGAUUGGGGACUCUGAAGACAAGCUCACUUGCGAGCAUUGCAACGCUCAAGUUUGUAAGAACAAGCAGCUUACGCUUGAUAAAGCACCGGAUGUCAUUGCAAUUCAACUCAAGCGUUUCACCACCCUUGAGAAUACCAUUGAGAAGAUUGACAAACAUGUGGUGUACUCACCAGAGCUUGAUUUGAAACCAUUCCACAGCAACCCAGACACUGCGGGGGAGCUGAAAUAUGAUCUUUAUGGUGUUGUUGAGCAUUCGGGCUUACCUAACUAUGGCCAUUAUGUCUGUGCAAUUCGUUCGUCACCAAACACUUGGCACUUGAUGAAUGACUCUCAUGUUGAUUCUAUUACUGAGGCAAGUGCACUAAACCAGGAAGCAUAUAUUCUCUUCUAUGUUAGGCAGGGAAAAUUCCCGUGGUUCUCCAGUUUGCUAGAGGGCAAGGAUGCCCUACAUGCCAAGAACGCUCGUGGUGCAUCUCCUGUGUCAGUUUUGGAGAACAUUGAUGCAAAUUGUUCAACAUCUUCUGGUGAAGUUAGUAGCAGUUGUUCAGGUGAUAAGUUAGAGAAACAGGAAACCAGCCAGUGCAACGAAUUAGAGAAAGAUGAAACCAGUGAAUACAAAGCAUCAUUCCUUCCUGAGGAGCCAUCUAAGAGAAGUCUACUUGAUGCUUCCAACGUCAAUAAUAUGAAAGAUGAAAUCAGCCUAUGCAGAGCAUCUCUCCAAGAUGAUGCCUCUGUUAGAUGUCCCAGUACUGUUGAAACUACCAAUCUGGAUAGACCCUCUACUCCUCCACGCCACAAGCGACUGUUCUCUGAUAAUGAUCUUGGUGUGUUUGAGUUUGAGGACUUCGAUGAUGAGGAAACUCCUUUGCUUCCGGAACUGGAAGUGAAAUUUAAAUCGAAGGUGAAGAAAGCUAAGGCUGCAUCUGCAUCUAAAGCUAUGAAGGGCCCUUGUGUUGAUUCGAAUGCAACACGUUUGAUGAGGGGCAUGCCAGCCUCACGAAGAAAAGGUUUCCUGGACUGCAUGCUCACACAGCACAAUGCAAAGCAGGAUUCUCGCAGAUGCCCCGCAAGUGACCCUGUGGACAAAAAGAAAAGGAAGUUGGUUCUUCAAUACUAGGUAUUUUCAAGCAAAGUUUGAGCGCCAAAAAUCUAGUAUUGCUGUAUAUCCUAUUUCUUUUUUGCGACUCAUGCUGUAUAUCUUUGUUUGGCAUCCAUGCCACCUCCACUCCCUGCUAAUCUAAUUCUGCUGUCAUAGCCUUUAUGGCUGGCUAGAUUGAUUUCAGGGUACAUUAGGGCUUAAGAGUUAGUUAAUCUAGCUUCUAUUUUUGCUUCCUUUUGAUGUGUCAUCGCACGACUAUGGUAUAUGGGAUUCGCACCUGUACCAACUGUCCAUUUUGUUUAGUAGGUAGCAUACUUUGAUGGAACAGUGCUUAUCCUGUAUAGAACCAACCAGCGAAAAGAAAUCAAAUCUAUUUUUGUGCUGA
This is a messenger RNA of Phragmites australis (common reed), 2843 nucleotides long. Its product is annotated as ubiquitin carboxyl-terminal hydrolase 21-like. The coding region runs from base 341 to 2476 and encodes 711 amino acids. Gene Ontology annotation, cellular component: nucleus; cytosol. Gene Ontology annotation, molecular function: cysteine-type endopeptidase activity; cysteine-type deubiquitinase activity. The transcript has 14 exons. The record is from RefSeq and is a predicted model, not a curated record. Gene Ontology annotation, biological process: protein deubiquitination. Lineage: Eukaryota; Viridiplantae; Streptophyta; Magnoliopsida; Poales; Poaceae.